GGGGCGCAGGCACACCGUGGAGGUGUGAAGGCAGGGGUGCAGAGCAGGAAGCAGUGAUGUCAGGAGCCCAGAACAGUGCUACGAAUAGUUCUUUCUCAUCUGUUCCCACACAACCCUACAAGGGUGAUGUCUUAGUCUCCGCUUUACAGAGAGAGAAACAGAGAGUGGCCGGCGGGUAGUUCCAAGUCACUCAGCAAGGACACAAUGUAGAACCUAAAGUUGAAUCCGGACUAGGGGGGCGCAGGGAGCAGCAGGUGAGGAUAGAAAGGAAGAAAUGUGAGGGAUUGGGCACUGUUUCCCUCCACUUACUGUCCUGAACCCUAGCUUGGGCUCCCCCACCAUUGCCUCACAUCCAGCCUCCACCCCCACAACACACAGCUUCUUCCUCCUUUAGCCUUCCUCUUUGGUGCUUGGCCACCUCCGUGAGUCACCCCACGGAGGGGUUAAGAGCAACCCAGGAAGGGGUGGGUGGGGGUGUUGGCCUCUGGCCUGAACAAGGCUGGCCAGACACUUACUCACUUCUCAACCCUCGUCAGAAAUGAACGCUGAACUGACAGUUUUGACUGUGUGGAAAGUGAUAGUGACAAGCAUUUUUCAGGGCGUUUGGAGGGUAAGGGAAGACUUGGCUAUAAUGUCAAAAGAGGUUAAACGAUAAAAAGGUGAGUGAUGAUCAACCCUGGGAAAAGAAUGAUAAGUUGUACGAAGGAGAAAAUGGAAUUAUGAUGAGGCCACUUGGCUCAGCAAUGAGCAGCAUCUACAUGGUUAGAAUAGUCAAAGCAUUGAGCACGGAUUAAAGACAAACCUCAGACCAACGGGGAGGUGGAGGGGUGUGAGUCAGCUGACACCUUCAUCUACCAAAAAGGGAAGGUUAUGGUGCCUUCCAAAAACCAAAAAACCAAACCUGUUGCCAUCGAGUCGAUUCUGACUCAUACCGACCCUAUACCCCUCAAACCUAAUUUCUUCGACCACCGCCAGGGCCAAGCUGACCCGUGGGGCCUGCCUCGCCCAGACUCAGGGUCUCCCCUAGCCCUUGGGACACGUGGCUCCUCUCCUUCCUGGCACUCAUCAUGAAUUUCCUGUUCAACUUGUGCUUUUCACUACUGCCCAAAUGAGGCAUUUGAGGACAUCUCUGGGGAGGCAACACUGCUGAGAGUCUGAGCGCGUUCAUCAAAGCAAUUUUGAACCUUCCGCCCUGGAUUCCUGAACUGAAAAACUGGCCACAGGAACGUGCCCAGGGUCACCCCCCUCGAACGCCAGGGGCUGGAAUGAGACCCAAGACCGCGGACGGCCGCGGGGCAUAUGCUUAAGGAUUGGGCAUCCGUGGACACUAACGUCUUUGCCAGGACCAAGAUAGACCUCAGCACCUUGGUGCAGAAGCUGGACCUGGUCACAAGGAGCGUCACUUCCCUCAAGAGAGAUGCAGAGACGAAGAAUCCUUUGCCCAAGAAGGAAAAGCUGAAGCUGAGACGUGAGCAGUGGCUGCAGAAGAUAGAAGCCAUCAAGCUGGCAGAGCAGAAGCGCUGGGAGGCACGGCGGCGGAGGGCCACAAAGGUGGUGGGGGACCUGCGCCCGCUGAUGGAGGCCCUACCCGAGUUGGCAGAGCUGGAGAGCAGCAGCAGCUCACGGCAGCGGAGGAGCAGGCUGACCAGCAAGCCCAGGCCCACUGAGCUCAGCCGGAUGAGCACGGCGCAGAGGCUUCAGCUCCUUGAGGAAGAAAGGGCCCGGUUCCAAGCACUGCUGGCCAGCCCGGCCUACCAAGCCAGCCCUCUGCAGGCCAUUGGGCAGCAGCUGGCCCACCAGAUGCAACUGGAAGGCACCGGCCACCAACUCUGAUGGCAUGGAGUUCCUCAGACCCAGUACUCCAAGGAGCCCAGUGAAGGCCGGGCACCCAGCCGACUCUGGCAGUUGGCAUCCUGCAGCCGGGGACACCCCUCUCUGUUUCUCUUGCUGGGGUGUUAGGGAGGACGACGGUGGGUGUGGGGGCCAAGGAAUAAAGUGCUUCUGGCCCGGGCAUGGACGGCUUCUUACUGUGUGCUCCAGAGAAAAGCCCUGCAGCUUCCCGGUCAUCAGAGGGCUUCUGCCUGACUGGAGGCCAGUGUUCCCCCCAUCAUGCUCACUCCUUUGCCCCCACCCCACCACCCUGCCCCUCACCAUCUGGGCCACAGGGACAGCACCCUCCACCCAGGCCUUUGACUGCUGCUGAAACCAGGGGCCUCAACUUGGAGUCUGACCCAGGAGAGCAGAUGGUGGCCACGUGUGGACCGCAGACCAGAAAGAGGGUGUGGAGUAACUUGAAAAGGAAGGCCAGGGGACCACAUUGAUGGUCUGAUAGUCUGAAACAAACCUCAGACUGUCCCAGGAUGUUGCCUGACAAGCCACUCGCGUGUGGGGGACACCCCAGCACCCAUCAAAGAGCAGAGCACCAGGAAGAGGCUGAGAUCCAGCAGUUGGCCACUGUGCAGACAGUGGCAGUGACACAGGGGCCACGGUGCUUCUAUGGAAGUAGGUCCUGGAGUGUGGCCCUUCAUCCUUCUGAGUGCACACCACGUCCAGACCAGGAACAGCCUACUCCUAUUCUGCCCAAAAUGAGCAAGCCCCGUGUAUUCUCUGCAUGGGGGCACUGUAUGGGAUGGUGCCCACAGCUCAGGACCUGGGCGGUCGCAGGGACACUUCUCCUGCACAUGUGUGUUUCCAGUCUCGGUAGCACCAACGUGGGUGUUGUUAGUUGCCAUCGAGUUGAUUCUGAAUCUUGGUAAUAAAGUAAUGACACAGUU
Molecule: messenger RNA, 2774 nt
Organism: Loxodonta africana (African savanna elephant)
Lineage: Eukaryota; Metazoa; Chordata; Mammalia; Proboscidea; Elephantidae
Gene: SLX9
Product: SLX9 ribosome biogenesis factor
Exons: 7
Coding region: 1300-1833 (177 amino acids)
Biological process (GO): maturation of SSU-rRNA from tricistronic rRNA transcript (SSU-rRNA, 5.8S rRNA, LSU-rRNA)
Cellular component (GO): preribosome, small subunit precursor; nucleolus; 90S preribosome
Source: RefSeq, a predicted model, not a curated record